UAUGGAUUCAGUAUCAUUGGUUGUUCAGGUAUGGUGGCAGUUGAAGGUGUAUUUUGUUUCAUAAGAACUGCAUUUAUAGAAGUUUGAGUUGCCCACCUUGUACUUCAAAAGGAUUUAGAUAAUAAGAGCACAAGAUGAUUACCCACUAUACAAUGAAUUUGAUACUGUUAGCCAGAUACUUAUUUUAUAAUAAUUUCAAUGUACAAUAUCCAAACAACACUAGAAAAACAUUUAUUUAUGUUUGGGGUAGUUUGAUUCGGGUUUUCUUUUUAUUUUGCAUAUCGACUUAUGGAAAUCUAUAUAUGUUACUACUUGAUCCAAUGUAUCCUAAAAGUAUAAAUGAUACGGAAACAAUUUUUAUGUUAUGAACAGUUUUUAUGUUGUGUUGAAUGUUCAGUUUUGUAGCUGAUAUUAAAAGCAGUUACCAGGAUCAUAUGAUGGUUGUCCCUUUCUUAGUUUUGAAUUAAAGAAAAUGCCAAACAAACUACGAUGCCCUCUGUUGUAGAAAUUAUUCCAAGCUGUGUAUGAUUUUAGUGGUGAAUGUCUUUGGAGAUGUAAUAAUGAAGGACUAUUUUCUUUUAAAGUUAAAAUGAAUGAAACGUUCUGACUCUUAGCAUGUAACUGCGAUUCAUCCAGUUCAUUGUGUGACAGUGUGACUGGUCAAUGUCAGUGUCCAGAAAAUACUAUUGGAAGACAAUGUGAAUUUUGUACACCCAACCACUGGAACUGGACCAAAUCACUGGGAUGCCAGGUAAGAGUAAUCUUCUGGGGGAAAAAAGUGGGGGGGGGGGAUAGGAGGAAACCAGAUAAUCAUUGUUGUCUACAUAAAAAAAAAGAAAGUUGAAUAAUUUCAAAUGAAAACAUUAAAGGCAUUUUUUAUAAAAGGCUCAGUUAAAUUUGCGAUCUGAAAUUAUGCAACCAGAUAAUCAUUGUUGUCUACAUAAAAAAAAAGUAAGUUGCAUAAUUUCAGAUCGCAAAUUUAACUGAGCCUUUUAUAAAAAAUGCCUUUAAUGUUUUCAUAUUAAAAAUACUAAACACAUAAUUCAUCAAAAGCUGUAUAUAACUUUUAUUAUUUGGGAUGUUUAAAGUGUCAACAAACCAUAACAUUAUACAUGUCUUACUGUUCCAUUAUUUUGAGAUUGUUUGCCAUUUUUCUUUUUAAGGACUGUGGCUGCCACACAUAUGGAUCUGUUACAUUACAAUGCAACUCCACUUCUGGUGUCUGCGGGUGUAAGAUUGGAU
Molecule: messenger RNA, 1242 nt
Organism: Lymnaea stagnalis (great pond snail)
Lineage: Eukaryota; Metazoa; Mollusca; Gastropoda; Lymnaeidae
Source: the annotation of a GenBank genome assembly